Molecule: messenger RNA, 7009 nt
Organism: Alosa alosa (allis shad)
Lineage: Eukaryota; Metazoa; Chordata; Actinopteri; Clupeiformes; Clupeidae
Gene: myh9a
Product: myosin, heavy chain 9a, non-muscle
Exons: 41
Coding region: 174-6059 (1961 amino acids)
Biological process (GO): regulation of apoptotic process
Cellular component (GO): myosin complex
Molecular function (GO): actin filament binding; cytoskeletal motor activity; ATP binding
Source: RefSeq, a predicted model, not a curated record
AGGGUGAGCGGACAGAGAGGAAAGGGUGAAAAGAGGAAGACAAGCAAACAUUACUAUAGAAGGAAGCGGACCGAAACACGCGGUAACUUGACAAGGAAGUUACAUGCAGCAUUAAGGGAGCUGUCUUCUUGCAACACGGACACCCUUCGAGCGCCUGCAACCUAACAGCAACCAUGUCGAGUGCAGAGAAGUUUCUUUACGUCGACCGCAACUCGAUCAACAACCCCCUGGACCAGGCCGACUGGGCUUCCAAGAAGCUGGUAUGGGUGCCAUCGGAGAGGACGGGCUUCGAGGCGGGCUCCAUCAAGGAGGAGAAGGGGGAUGAGUGUAUCGUGGAGCUCGCAGACUCGGGCAAGAAGAUCAAGGUGAACAAGGAUGACAUCCAGAAGAUGAACCCACCUAAAUUCAACAAGGUGGAGGACAUGGCUGAGCUCACCUGUCUCAAUGAGGCCUCUGUGCUGCACAACCUCAAGGACCGAUACUACUCCGGCCUCAUCUAUACAUACUCAGGGCUUUUCUGUGUGGUGAUCAACCCCUACAAGCACUACCCCAUCUACUCUGAGGAGAUUGUGGACAUGUACAAGGGCAAGAAGAGGCACGAGAUGCCACCUCACAUCUAUGCCAUCACAGAUACGGCCUACAGGAGCAUGAUGCAGGAUCGUGAGGACCAGUCCAUCCUGUGCACGGGUGAGUCAGGUGCUGGAAAGACUGAGAACACAAAGAAGGUCAUACAGUACCUGGCUCAUGUUGCAUCAUCAUUCAAGAUCAAGAAAGACCCGAGCAGUGCGGUCCUGUCUCAUGGAGAGCUGGAGAAGCAGCUGCUGCAGGCCAACCCCAUCCUGGAGGCCUUUGGUAAUGCCAAGACGGUCAAGAACGACAAUUCCUCCAGAUUUGGGAAGUUCAUCAGGAUCAACUUUGAUGUGAAUGGCUAUAUUGUUGGGGCCAAUAUAGAAACUUAUCUUCUUGAGAAAUCUCGUGCCAUUAGACAAGCCAAAGAGGAAAGGUCAUUCCAUUUCUUCUACUACAUGCUGGCCGGGGCAGGGGAUAAACAUCGCACCGAGUUGUGUCUAGAGAACCACAGCAAGUACCGCUUCUUGUCCAACGGCAACGUGACGAUCCCAGGCCAGCAGGACCGGGACAUGUUUGUGGAGACUGUUGAAGCCUUCAAGAUCAUGAGCAUUCCAGAGGAGGAACAGACAGGUCUGAUGAAGGUGGUGUCUGCUGUCCUACAGCUGGGUAAUAUGUCCUUCAAAAAGGAGCGCAACUCUGACCAGGCUUCCAUGCCUGAUGAUACUGCUGCACAGAAGGUUUGCCACCUCUUUGGCAUCAAUGUGACGGACUUCAGCCGUGCCAUCCUAUCACCCCGCAUCAAAGUGGGCCGUGACUAUGUGCAGAAGGCUCAGACGCAGGAGCAGGCCGAGUUUGCCAUCGAGGCCCUGGCCAAGGCCACCUAUGAGCGGAUGUUCCGCUGGCUGGUCAUGCGCAUCAACAAAGCCCUGGACAAGACCAAACGCCAGGGGGCCUCUUUCAUCGGGAUCCUUGACAUUGCUGGAUUUGAGAUCUUUGAGCUAAACUCCUUCGAGCAGCUCUGCAUUAACUUCACCAACGAGAAGCUUCAGCAGCUGUUCAACCACACCAUGUUCAUCCUGGAGCAGGAAGAGUACCAGAGGGAGGGCAUCGAGUGGAGCUUCAUCGACUUCGGCCUGGACCUGCAGCCCUGCAUUGACCUCAUCGAGAGGCCUUCUGGUCCUCCAGGUAUCUUGGCCCUGCUGGACGAGGAGUGCUGGUUCCCCAAAGCCACGGACAAGACGUUUGUGGACAAGGUGUGUCAGGAGUUGGGUGACCACCCCAAGUUCCACAAGCCGAAGAAGCUGAAGGAUGAUGCGGACUUCUGUGUUACUCACUAUGCUGGAAGGGUGGACUAUAAAGCAAACGAGUGGCUGAUGAAGAACAUGGAUCCUCUGAAUGACAAUGUAGUGUCUCUGCUCAACCAGUCCUCUGACAAGUUUGUGUCUGAACUGUGGAAAGAUGUGGAUCGUAUUGUUGGACUGGAUAAAGUGGCUGGAAUGGACUCUAUGCCUGGGGCCUUCAAGACACGUAAGGGUAUGUUCCGCACUGUUGGCCAGCUUUAUAAGGAGCAGCUCGGCAACCUGAUGACCACUCUGAGGAACACCAACCCCAACUUUGUCCGCUGUAUCAUCCCCAACCACGAGAAGAAGGCUGGUAAACUGGAGCCUGGGCUGGUCUUGGAUCAGUUGAGGUGCAACGGUGUCUUGGAGGGCAUCCGUAUUUGCAGACAGGGUUUCCCCAAUCGAAUCGUCUUCCAGGAGUUCAGACAGAGGUAUGAGAUCCUCACUCCCAGUGCAAUUCCCAAAGGGUUCAUGGAUGGCAAACAAGCUUGUGUCCUCAUGGUCAAAGCCCUGGAGCUGGACCCCAACCUCUUUAGGAUCGGCCAGAGCAAAGUGUUCUUCCGUGCUGGAGUCCUGGCCCACCUGGAAGAAGAGCGGGACCUGAAGAUCACCGAUGUCAUCAUCAGCUUCCAGGCCUGGUGCAGGGGCUAUGUUGCACGCAAAGCUUUUACUAAGAGGCAGCAGCAGCUAACUGCUAUGAGGGUGAUCCAGAGGAACUGUUCCGCCUACCUCAAACUCAAGAACUGGCAGUGGUGGAGACUCUUCACCAAGGUGAAGCCGCUGCUGCAGGUCACCAGGCAGGAGGAGGAGAUGUUUGCCAAAGAGGAGGAGCUGGUCAAGGUCAAGGAGAUGCAGCUGCAGGCCGAGCAGCAGCUCAAGGACUUUGAGAGCAAGCAGCAGCAGCUGAUGUCUGAGAAGCUGGCCCUGCAGGAGCAGCUGCAGGCCGAGAUGGAGCUUUGUGCAGAGGCUGAGGAAGUGCGGGGGCGCCUGACGGCCAGGCAGCAGGAGCUGGAGGGGAUCCUCCACGACCUCGAGUCUCGUGUGGAGGAGGAGGAGGAGCACGUUGCCCAGAUGCAAUCUGAGAAGAAGAAGAUGCAGCAGAACAUCUCGGAGCUGGAGCAGCAGCUGGACGAGGAGGAGGCCGCCAGGCAGAAGCUGCAGCUGGAGAAGGUCACCAUGGACGCCAAGCUGAAGAAGAUUGAAGAGGAUGUCAUGCUGCUGGACGACCAAAACAACAAGCUCAACAAGGAGAAGAAACAGAUGGAGGAGAGGAUCUCUGAGUUCACGGCCAUCCUGGCAGAAGAGGAGGAGAAGUCCAAGAGUCUGCAGAAGCUCAAGAACAAACAUGAGGCCAUGCUCACCGACUUGGAAGACCGCCUGCGUAAGGAGGAGAAGCAGCGUCAGGAGCUGGAGAAGAACCGGCGCAAGCUGGAGGGCGACUCCCAUGAGCUCAGCGACCAGCUCGCCGAGCUGCAUGCCCAGAUCGCCGAACUCCGCGCUCAGCUGGCCAAGAAGGAGGAGGAGCUUCUGGCCGCUUUAGCCAGGAUUGAGGAGGAGGCUGCCCUGAAGAACUCUGCACAGAAGAAGAUCCGGGAGCUGGAGGCUCAGCUGUCUGAGCUGCAGGAGGACCUGGAGCUGGAGAAGGGGGCGCGUGGCAAGGCCGAGAAACACCGGCGCGACCUGGCCGAGGAGCUGGAGGCCCUCAAGACCGAGCUGGAGGACACGCUGGACACCACUGUUGCCCAGCAGGAGCUCAGAGCUAAGCGAGAGUCUGAGGUAACUGAGCUCAAGAAGACUCUGGAGGAUGAGGCCAAGUCCCAUGAGCUGAUGCUGGCUGAAGUGCGCCAGAAGCACAACCAGGCAUUCGAAGUGCUCAACGAACAGCUCGAGCAGGCUAAACGGAACAAGGUGUCAAUGGAGAAAAUGAAGCAGUCCCUGGAGAGUGAGCGCAAUGAGCUGCAGAUCGAGCUGAAGUCGCUGUCUGACGGCAAGAACGACUCGGAGCACCGCAGGAAGAAGGCCGAGUCCCAGAUGCAAGAGCUCCAAAUUAAACACACGGAGAGCGAGAAGCAGAGGCAAGAGCUGGCCAGCAGAGUGGCCAAGAUGCAGGCUGAGUUGGAGCAUGUAAACAGCUCACUGACUGAAGUGGAGAGUAAGUCCAUUAAAGCCUCCAAGGACUGUUCUUCUUUGGAGUCCCAGCUUCAGGAUGUGCAGGAGCUCCUUGAAGAGGAGACACGACAGAAACUGUCUCUGUCCUCCAAGCUGAGGCAGCUGGAGGACGAGCAGAGCAACCUGCGGGAGAUGCUUGAGGAAGAGGAGGAGGCCAAGAAGAACGUGGAGAAGCAGCUGCACACCGCACAGGCCCAGAUGGCUGAGGUGAAGAAGAAGGUGGAGCAGGAGGCUCUGUCCCUGGAGGGUGCGGAGGAGGGCAAGAAGCGCCUGCAGCGCGAGAUGGAAGCCAUCAUGCUGCAGAUGGAUGAGAAGAACUCGGCCUACGACAAGCUGGAGAAGACCAGGACCCGGCUGCAGCAGGAGCUGGACGACAUGCUAGUGGACCAGGACCACCUGCGCCAGAUCGUCACCAACCUGGAGAAGAAGCAGAGGAAGUUUGACCAGAUGCUGGCAGAGGAGAAGACCAUCUCCAGUAAGUAUGCUGAGGAGCGCGACCGAGCCGAGGCUGAGGCCCGCGAGAAGGAGUCCCGGGCGCUGACCCUCACCCGGGAGCUGGAGACCAUGACCGACCAGAAGGACGACCUCGACCGUGCCAACAAGAUGCUCAAAGCUGAGAUGGAGAACUUGGUGUCCUCAAAGGACGAUGUUGGCAAGAGUAUCCAUGAGCUGGAGCGUGCCAAGAGAUCGAUGGAGCAGCAGCUUCUGGAGAUGAAGACUCAGGUGGAGGAGCUGGAGGACGAGCUGCAGCUCACAGAGGAUGCCAAGCUGCGUCUGGAGGUCAACAUGCAGGCCAUGAAGGCCCAGUUUGACCGGGACCUGCUGGGCAGAGACGAGAUGGGAGAGGACAAGAGGAAGCAGCUGAUGAAACAGGUGAAGGAGAUGGAGCUGGAGCUGGAGGACGAGCGCAAGCAGCGCACUCUGGCCAUGGCUGCCCGCAAGAAGAUGGAGCUCGACUUGUCCGACCUGGAGGCUCAAAUUGACAUGGCCAACAGGGCUCGAGACGAGGCCCAGAAACUCCUCAGGAAGCUGCAGGCCCAAAUGAAGGACCAGUUGCGGGAGUUUGACGAGCUGCGGAUGUCCAGGGAUGAAGCCCUCAACGAGGCCAAAGAGAACGAGCGCAAGAUCAAAAGCAUGGAGGCUGAGAACUUUCAGUUCCAUGAGGAUCUCGCCACAGCUGAACGGGCCAAGAGACAGAUGCAGACUGAGCGAGAUGAGCUGCAGGAUGAGAUCACCAACCAGACUAGCAAGAACUCUCAGCUGAAUGAUGAGAAGAGGAAGCUGGAAGCCCGCAUUGCCCAGCUUGAGGAAGAGCUGGAAGAGGAGAACCUUAACAAUGAGCUGAUCAACGAUCGAAUGAGGAAGGCCAAUCUGCAGUGCGACCAGCUGACCACCGAGCUCUCAGCAGAGCGCAGUAACUGCCAGGUCCUGGAGGGCUCACGCUCCCAAAUGGACCGCCAGAACAAGGAGCUGAAGCUGAAACUACAGGAGAUGGAGGACUCGGUCAGGUCCAAAUACAAGUCCACCAUCACCUCCCUGGAGGCCAAGAUCGCGGCGCUUGAAGAGCAGCUGGACACUGAAACUAGAGAAAGACAGCAGGCCUCUAAACUGGUGCGGCGCACAGAGAAGAGGCUUAAGGAAGCCAUUUUACAGAUUGAUGAUGAGAGACGCAACACAGACCAACACAAAGAUCAGGCCGACAAGCUGAAUGUCCGCAUGCGCCAGCUGAAGAGACAGCUUGAGGAGGCUGAGGAGGAGUCGACACGAGCCAAUGCCUUCCGCAGAAAGCUGCAAAGAGAACUGGACGAAGCCACAGAGUCUGCAGACCUCAUGAACCGUGAAGUCAGCUCUCUAAAGGGCAAACUCCGGCGUGGGGACUACUCUGUCAAUGUGAGAAGGCUUGUUGGUCGUACAGGCAUGGAUGGCAGCGAUGACGAGACGGAGGUGAAGAGUGAGACCCCUGAGCCCACACCGGAGUGAGCACCACCCCCACCCACCCGCCCGCCACCCUCACCCUCACCCCCACCACCGCCACCCUCACCCCCACGCCACCCUCACCCACCCACCCGCCCGCCACCCUCACCCCCCCACCCGCCCGCCACCCUCACCCCCACCACUGCUCAGAUGAUUGGAAUUGCUUACCUCACCUAUCCGAUCUUACGCUCCCGCCUUAAUUGUCACGUGCUUGAAAUGAAAAUGCCAUCUGGGACCUGCUUUUACAUGUAAUCAUGUCUUGACUUACGUGCAGUGUAAAGACAGCAAUACACAAUGUUUAUACACAAGCAAUACACAAUGUUUAUAAAUGGAACAUAUAAGCACUCAGGAUUUUGGUGAAAUUAACAUAUAAGAGAUUUAUUCAAAUAACUGCAGUUUGUUCACUUUUAACUCUCUCUGUUUUUUUUUGUUUUUUUUAUCAGUAUUUUUUCUACUUUACUUGAAUACCUUUAAAGUACCUACAGUACAUUCCUGUGCACAUUUAGUUCUCUUUGGAUGUUACCACUUCUACAGCUUACCACAGUUGUCUUUCUACCUCUCUUGUUUUUAGAGGCUUGUUGCAACUGAAUCUUACUGUACACGUUUUUUGAAGACUUAAUAAAUUACAAAAUGCUGUUUACAAAGUCUCACCAAAAUCAACAGUUCACACUGAAACGGUCAUAUUUGUUAAUGCUGUUUAAGGUGGGAACUGCUGUCUUGUACCGCCUUAAAAACAAUCUCCAUUUCUGAACGGGCUCAUUUUUUUUCCCUUGCGUUUUUGUCUUUCUGUUAAAGAUAUUUGGGUGAUGAUGCCACUAGGGGUUAAAUAUAAAUGUAUGCUUGCAAUUAAUCCAUUUUAAACAUUUAUAGUUUGCUUACUGUGACCAAUACAUUGUAUCUACUGUUGGUUCAUUUAAUGUUUAUUUGCAUUUCAAUAAAGUUUAUGGUAUAACUUG